Halichondria panicea is the source of this 1147-nucleotide messenger RNA. Its product is annotated as demethylmenaquinone methyltransferase-like. The coding region runs from base 89 to 832 and encodes 247 amino acids. The record is from RefSeq and is a predicted model, not a curated record. Lineage: Eukaryota; Metazoa; Porifera; Demospongiae; Suberitida; Halichondriidae. The transcript has a single exon.
UUGUGGUUUUGCAUCAUAGUGAGUAAAUUUCCUUGUGGUUACAACCACAAAACAACAGAAAAGAACUAUAGAAUACAAAGACUGUGGGAUGGCUAGAUCUACUUUUGACGAAGCUGAAUGGUAUGACAAGAACUCGCCCACUCAAUUCAAAGAUGGGUUGCGGCUCAUAAAGCUUGCAGAUCCCCAGAAAGGAGAUAAAGUCUUGGACUUCGGUUGUGGCACAGGAAAUCUCACAACUCAUUUUUCUGAACUGGUUGGUCCGGAGGGGAAGGUGAUUGGAGUGGACCCUGAUGGUGAGCGUCUGGCCUUGGCUCGAAAGACUUACUCUGCUAGCAACUUGGAGUAUGUGCAAGGAAGCGCGAACGAGGUACCGGGGGGAGAUUACGACAUCAUCUUCUCCAACCAUGCCAUGCACUACUGUCCUGAUAAGAAUGCCACCCUCAAAACACUCGCCUCCAAAAUGAAGAAAGGAGGGAAGCUGGUUUACAUAAUUUGUGUUGAAGAUCAAGUUAAGGUAUUCGCUGACAACAUGCCUGGACUAUUUGGAAAGAAAUUCAGAGAUACCUGGGCAGCUUAUUACCACUACACCAGUAGUGAGGACUACAAACGCUACACAAUCGCUAAUAAUUUCUCAAUUGAUCACAGUGAAAUAAUUGUUUGCAGAUACGACUACAAGAACGUGGAAGAGAUGGUGGAGUUUCGAAAGACUCAUAUACGAGGAGAGUAUGAUGAUUCUGAGUUCAACCUUGAGGCCAUGAGACGUGCGUAUGGUGAAGAGCCAUUUCACCAUAACUACGACUACCUUCUAGUGAAAGCCACCUACACUGGAUGAAGCCUCCUAGAGUCUUAGCUAUUUAUAUAUGUAGUUCCUAGGAGCACAAGGCCGGUUAAAGACUGAUGCGAUAUGCGCAUGGUCAAUUGUGUAUUAUUUAUGAUGUACUCUUAUAAUUAUACCGACUCUGCUAUAAUAUGUUAAGUUGCCAUGGAUGCAUGUAUGACUACUAAUGCAUGGGGCUCAACCUAACACUGUUUGGUUGAGCCACAGAUUGAAGAGUUAACUCUUCAAUCUAUGGUUGAGCCCCAUGACAUACAUGUUAAUGACAAUGUACAAUUUCAACCUUUAAUUAUAAUGACCAGUUCCAAAUAA